Paramecium tetraurelia is the source of this 3444-nucleotide messenger RNA. RefSeq lists its product as uncharacterized. Gene Ontology annotation, molecular function: protein binding. Lineage: Eukaryota; Ciliophora; Oligohymenophorea; Peniculida; Parameciidae. The transcript has 8 exons. The record is from RefSeq and is a predicted model, not a curated record.
AUGAGUCAGAAUGCAAUAUUUUUGAAUUAUAUUAAUAAGUUAACAGUAAAUUUAGAAAGAAUGAAAAAUGUAAGAGACAGUAAUUCAUUUAGUAGAUUCAAGACUCGACAAAAGUCAAGAGAAAAUGAUCAAAAUUCUCAGAUUCUUAAAUUGCAAAGUCAAUAGAAUGUCAAAAAGUUGCCUCCCAAAGCAUAGCAAGUGAGUUUCCAUCUCUUGCCAGAGAAUAAUUAGAGACCUAAGUCAAAACCUAUGGUUUAGCCAGUCCUGCAAGUAUAAUAACACCCAAUCAUUAAAUAGAAACAUUCUAAGAGAGUGUUAAAUGAGUCUCAUAAUUACUUAACAACCAAGUAUUAGGCCAAAAAACUUAUCAAGCAAAAUAGUUUUGUAAAGAAUCGCUCUAGAAAAAUGCAUUCUGUUAGUUAUUAUGACAGUAUAUAAAACGAGGAUGAUGAAUUUUGCAUGCAUUUUAACAACAUGUCCAACGUAUCCUUCAAAGAUUACAUAGAUGUAGAAGCACGUGCCAACAAAAUGCCAUCUGACAAAUCCUAAGAAAUAAUUGAAGGCAAAAAGCUUCUGAGCUUGGGUUAAACGGAAGAAGCACAAAAACUCUUCGGGGAAAUUCUCUAAGUCAGCAACAACCCAGAAGCCAGAUAUUUAAAUGGCCUAUGUCAUUUGAGCAAAUCUGAAUUCUCCGAAGCCAUAGCAGAUCUUAGUCUCUUAAUUUAACAACAACCACACUACAAACGAAAUGCCUACAUUCUCUUAGCCAUUGCCUAUAAAAAAUCAAACUGUCCAAACGAUGCUUUAAACACUUUAACUCUUGCAAUCAAACAAUUUAACAAAUAUUUUGAUGCGUAUAUUUAUAGAGGCAAACUUUUGUUGAAAAUGAAAUAAUUUGAUCGCGCUUUGAAGGAUUUUACUUGUGCAGUUGAAAUACAGCCAAAAAAGGCCAUUUCUUAUAUUGGCUAAGCUGAUUGCUACAGAUAUAUGAACCAACCAAAAUAAAGUGUCUAAGCUUGUACUCAAGCUAUUGAAUGUCAAGAUUCCUCCUUCAGAUAAGCCCUUAUUAAAAGAACUCUUUUAUAUAUUGAUUUAAAAGAAUAUGACUUGGCUCUUUCAGACAUUAAAGCUGUGUUGGAAGAAGACUACUGUGAUUCCGAGGCACUUUACAUCAAAGGUUUCAUUUGUACUAAAAAAAAUCAAAUUCAAGAAGCUUUCCUUGCUUAUGAGUAAUCAAUCAAACACAACAACUCAAAAAAAGCAGUGUCUAAAUCUCUAUAUGAAAUUGCUAAAAUUAAAAUUGAACAAAGAGACUUUUAUGAGGCAUUUUAUCAAUUAAGUCGUGCUGAUUAUCUAGAUGUAGACGAGAAGAUUUUAGAGAAAUUCAAGAUCUUUACUGACGGAGUCACAUUCUUAAUGAAACGUAAAUUUGAUGAAGGAGUAGAGGCUCUUACAACACUCACUACCAAACACUAGGUUACAGAUUUUCUGAAACCACUCAUCUAUUAAUAUAGAGCCUAUGGAUACUUCUGUCAAUCAUAGUAUUAAAAGGCACUUAAUGAUCUCAAUCAAUUGACUUCCCUUGAAAAACCCUCCAUUUAUAAUAAACUUAUCGCUGAAGGUAUUCUGGCUGCUGUUGCUAACUAAUUUGAACAAUCUUAGGGAUACUUUUUAAAAGCUUAAAAGUUAGUGCCCAAUAAAAUGGAACCUUACUUUUAUAAAGCCACCACUUUAGUUAAAUUCUAUAGUUAUCUCAUUCCAAAGGACGACAUAGAAAAAAAGAAUAAAUUCUUGAAUGAUGCCAUUAAAUACAUGGACAUGGCUGUCAAAAUCAAUGAGCAAUCCAAUCUCUUAUUUUAUAGGGGAAUUGUUCUUUUUGCGUAAGGGAGAUUAGAUGAUUCCCUAAUUGAUUUAGAUAAGGCAAUCGAAAAGUCAGAAGAUCAUGUAGCAAAACAUUUCUAUGUGAGAGGGUUGAUACAAGCAUGUAGAGAAGCAUUUGAACCAGCUGUCAAUGAUUUAACAAUAGCAUUAAAUCUAGAUGAGAAACUUUUGGAUGCUUAUUUAAAUAGAGCAAAAGUGUUUCUAUCAUUGGGAGAUAGGAAAAGUGCUUAUUACGAUGCUCAAAAAUACAAAGAAUGUAAAUAAACUGAUCCACAAACUGACAUUCUCCUAGGGAAUUUGUUUUUUUAGAUAGGAGCAUAUGAAGAUGCCAUUCAAUCCUAUUCUGAAAGCAUCAGUUCAGAAAAAAGCUUAUAAGUGCUAUAUUUCAGAGCAAAAACAUACAUCGUAAUAAAGGAGUUAAAUAGCUCGAUGCUUGAUUUAUAGAAAAUAGUAGAAUAAUCCAAUGAUAUUCAUGCCAUUGUAGAUCUAAAUCUCCUCUAGUAAUUAAAAAAUACCUCAACUGCAAAUAAUGAUUAGAAUCUAUUUUAAGAGGCUCUACAGUGUGCAAAUCAAAUUUUAAAAAAAGGAGCAGAAGGGAGGAUAUUCAAGAAAUCAGAUAUUCUAUUUUACAAGGGCUUAUUUUAGUUCUAUUUAAAAUAAUAUGAUAGUGCUCAAUAGGCAAUGAGAGAAUCAUAUAAAAUUAAGGAGGAGUAAUAGAAAAAGGAAUAAGGGUCUAUGAAUGAUUCUGAUUAAUAUAUUUUAGAUCAAUUGAAUCAAACACAUAAGAAGUUGGAAUAUAAAAGCAAGCCCUUGGAAGAAUUUGAAUUCAGCGAUAGAACCUACAAUUUAUUUGAAUAUUAUUUCAAUAGAUCUGCAAUCCAUUUACUAUUAGGAUAGACUGAUUCUGCACUUCAUUAUUUAGAACAAUUACAGGAGAACAUUUAAUAGCUAGAAAUCUAAGAACACCUCUCCUUAUUCAUUUAAUUAUUGAAGGAAGAUUAGAACCCCAAAAGCGAAAUCAAUUCUGAGCUUUCAAAGUUGACUGAAUUCAUCAUCUUCCCUUAACACAAUAGAUUAUGCUCGAUCUAUCCUAUGGUUAAGUUACCUUUGAAGAAAUAUAAGCAAAAUCUAUAAUUAAGAUUAUCUUUUUGUUUGCCCACAGUAGAGAUUCCAGAAAUGACUACCAAAUUCGAUGAUAAACUACUUGAGACAAUUAGUCCAACCGUAGUUGAAAACAAACCAGAAGCACCAUGGAUUAAACGAUCAGCUGAAGGUGUUAUUUUUACAGAUAAUGUCCAGAUAGUUGAAGAUUUAGAUCUGCAAUCAACUACAAGACCUUCAAAGAAAUAGACUGAAAUGGAAGAUCCAGAAUUCUAGCAAUUUGAAGAUUAGUUAAAUCAUGCAAUUGAGAAAUAUGAUUAUAGUGAAAUAGACUAGUAAGAUGACAUUAUAGAUUAACCAAAUUAAGCCAUAGAUUUGUAACAACUUAAACAAAACUUAAUGCUCGAUUCAAAAAUUGCAGACAAAUUAAAUUCCAUUCUAUAAAAAAAAGCUUAAAAUUGA